GGAGUGCAAACGUAAUUCCUUUUUCUCCACAGUCUUCACAGGCGCAGGCAGCGCCAUGAUACGACAGCUUGUCUACGUCACUCUCGUACUCAACUGGAGGCUGCUAAGUAUCGUGAAAGGUUCGAGCUGUGAAAACGAUGACCAGAAACGUGUUUACUGCACUAAAAGCGGGUUGAUACGUCAAGACAUGUGCCCCAAUGUCGCACGUGUCUCGUGCAGUACCGGGACUUGGCCAUGCGCGUGCAAGGAACCGCUUCUCAGGAGUUCAGAUGGAGUAUGUGUCCGUAAAAAUAAAUGUGAUCCAAAGCACAGGAAGCCGAAACCCAGAACUACAAAGUUUCCUCGUGGAACUUAUAUUCCAGGAGCAGCCAUGAAGGUUCUUCAAAGCAAGAGAAGACUUGUGCGAGUCUCAGCAUCAAGACACCUAUGGCUUGCAAACGAUUGCUUCUGUAUGGACUCGGAUCACGUUGCAGAUUUUGUGCCCCGAAAUGUUGUCCGCACAAUGACGUGCAAGAUGUUCGGGCGUUUUGGGAAAUUCAACAACGCAUUGAUGAAAUUUUCGGCACAAAUUAUGUUCGAGCUUGACGUCGAAGAAGGCGUCACAGUAUUUCGCCUAAGGAGAUACAGAGCUGCUACCAAUAAAAUUCCGUUCGACUUUCCAAAUAAGGUGAAUGUGCUUUAUGCCAAUGGUUACUGCAUUGUGUUGCAGUUCCCUGGAGCAAAGAAGGACGAAGAAAUGUGCUCACUUUGGGGGCCAGAGAACGCAAGCGGAGUAGAUGAGCGAAUCUGCUUUGAUAUUUACAACAGAGAUUGCCCAGGCAAAAAAACUGCGUCAUAUCUAAUUCAUCGUGAACGCUGUGACCUACAUGACAAGUUGGUUCAAGAGCCCGGCAAGAAACGUGGGAGUAAAUAAACAAG
This is a messenger RNA of Dermacentor andersoni, 918 nucleotides long. RefSeq lists its product as uncharacterized. NCBI's taxonomy places the organism in Eukaryota, Metazoa, Arthropoda, Arachnida, Ixodida, Ixodidae. The record is from RefSeq and is a predicted model, not a curated record.